Paramuricea clavata is the source of this 3692-nucleotide messenger RNA. The record is from the annotation of a GenBank genome assembly. NCBI's taxonomy places the organism in Eukaryota, Metazoa, Cnidaria, Anthozoa, Malacalcyonacea, Plexauridae.
CGGACUACAGACUACGCACGGGAACAGGUUGGAGAACUGGGUCGAGUCACUAAACUGCUUUUUUCCCACCAUAGUCACGUUGCGACGGUGAAUAUCAGGGCUGUUUUUCGUAGUGUCGACUACGGUAAAGGUUUUCCUCAAAUUUUUAGCUGGUAAGUUUAGAAUUAAAUACUUUUAAUAGAAAUACGGCAUUGUAGACGUUUCAUGACUCUUAUAAGGCUUUGUAGAUUGAAGAUUGUGACGAAUUUUGCCUCCCAAUAUUUGAAUAUGCAUGCGUGCAAAACGGCACGCAUAAAUCAUGGCAUGAAAUAUAAUUCACGUGUUUGUGUUUAUUGUAAAACGAAGAAUGUCCUGGUGAAUCCAAAUGUUUAGCUGUUUAUAUUAUUUUAGAGAAAAGCUGGAUUUAAUACAGUAAAAUGGGAGAUAAAUCCUCGGAUAAAUCUUGUUGUGAAUUAGUAAAGUAAGUACAAUUUAGAAUUCACUAAAAAAGUGCAUUUAAUAGUCAGUGUCAGAGAUAUUUAUAGUUUUGUAUUUAAUUAUGUUUUGUUCACUUUGUUAUUCACUUGGCUCAUUGUUUGCCUUUAUAUCUUUUGUCAGCACGAAAAAUACUGCUACAAGAAACAAGUAAGUCGUGUGGGUUAACGCAUAAUUUGAAUGGAGUUUAAAUUUGUAAUUCUUUUACAAGGAUAUUCUAUUGUUUUCUAUUGAAACCAUUUCGUCUUGAUUUGUAUGAUUUUAUAUAAAGACAGUGUUUGUUUAAUAUGUUUAUACUGAUUAAAGUGAUUAUGUCAUUAUAUGAAGCAUUAGAAAGUUUAGAUAUCAAAAAGAAUAAAUAACUAAUUAAUAUAUGAACAAUUCAGUUUUUAUCUCAUUUUGAUGGCAAUUAAAUCUACAUGUAGCUUAUUAAACACCAGGUUAACUUAAAAUUCAAAGCAAUCUUCCCAAGAUAUUGUCUACAAAUUUUGAAAUAUUUCUUCAGAGAUCUUUUCUGAAUCAGUAGGAGUUGUUUUAUCUGAAGUUUUGAAAUAAAAAGAUGUGCAGAAAUACAUAAACUAAAACAGCAGAUCAAAUUUCAACUAAGGUUUAGGGUUAAUCCACCUUAGUAAUCCACCUUAGGGUUAAUCCACCUUAGUGUUGGCCAAGUAUUCAGCCCAGCUUUUAACAUUAAAACAAAAACAUUUAGAUAUUAUAUUUUAUACUUUUCCAUUUAGUGGCACAUUUCGCUGGGAUGAUGCCAAAGACAAAAUACUUCUAAGAGAAGUUCGUGUGGUGGAACCGUAUAUAUGGAAGGGUGGCAGCAAACAGGCUGGGCAAGGAUGGACCGAGACUGCAAAAUUGGUCAAUACAUAUGAGGGAUUCAAAGAUAUGCCAAGAGAUCAACGAGCUGUACGUGAAAGGUUUAAUAAAUUAAUGGGAGAGUUUUGGUCAAAAACAAGGGCAGAAUUGAAUGCAAGUGGUAUUAGCCCAGAUCCACCAACAGAAAUUGAAAUCCUUCUUGAAGAAAUUUCUGAAAUUAUGUUAAACACUGUUCAUACUGAUAAAAACAAACAUGAAAAAGAUGAAAGAGCAAAGGCUUUGUCAGUGAGGGAUGCAGCUAUGCAUACAUGGGGUAAGAGCAAAGAAAGAUUGGGAUCAAGUGAAGAUGAGUCAGAUGGAAGUAGUGAAGAGAGCAAUAAGACUAAACAGACUAAACGAAGAAAACAAAGAAAAAGAAAGAGCAGUGGUGAUGCUUUUGAGUAUUUAAGAAUGCGAUCCGAGCAGUCUAUGUUAGUUCAACAGCAGGAAAUGGAACUUCGGAAACAACAGGCUAUGCUUGAACAACAAAAGUUUGAUGCCAGAGAGAAAAAACAGCAGCAGAAACAAGAUGAGCUGAUAUCACAGCAGCAAAAAAUGAAUCAGCUUCUAGAAAAUCAACAAAAACAAUUUAAUUUACAGCAACAACAGCAGCAGAUGCAAAUGCAGAUGCAAAUGCAGAUGCAGGCAGCAAUGCUGGCUGUGUUAGAAAAGGUUGCCAAGUAACAUCUUGUUGACAUAAAAUAAUGAACAGCUUUGAUUAUAUUCUGACUCAUAUUUAUGACAUUUCCUAUUUAUUUUACAACAUUCUAGUUAAUUGUUGCAUUUUGUAGAGUAAAAAAUUCAUUCCAGUGGCAAAGGUAGCCAUAGCAAGUGGUCAUGCUAUGCAAAUUUUUCAUUAUUUGCACUAUUCAAACCUAUAAGAUUAAAAUGAUUCGUUUGUUAUUAAUAGUGUAGCAUGACUGGUUUCCAUGGCUGCAUGACUUUGCUACUGAGUUAUGAUAUUUCUUGUUUUUAAUGUUAUGUUGUUUCAGGUUUUCAUAUCCUGCAAAUGUGUUACACUAAUGGUCCACCCCUGAUAAGUUUAACCUUAGGAUGUAUUGUCAGUGGCUUGAUGAUUAAUUAAAACAUCAGUUCAAGACAGGUAUUCAUCAACUGUUGGUGGUGCAAUAUCAAAAUAGUCUGAUGUCAUAUUUCCAUAAAAACAAGUUAAUAUAUUUCUCAUGAGUGCACUAACAAGGUACUGCUUACCAACUGCACUCAAAUGUAUUUUGAGGUUUUUCUUGUAGUCUAUAAACUUAAAAUAGUUGGAAAUAUCCCCAAAUAGCCAUUCCACCGAAACUCGUACCUCAUUCAUGGCUUUGUUGAAGGCUCUCAUUUGAGGGGUAAGCACCUGUACAUCACCUACUUUGUAUGGACACAUCAGCUGCGGGCGAAGGGGAUAGGCUGGGUCCCCAUAAAUGCAUAAAACAUCACCAGCUGGAUUGUAUGCCACUUGUUGCAAGGCAGCAAGAACACUUGAAUCUUUGAGCAUGCCUGCAUCAUGACGCCGACCUUCGACCGGACCAAACAAAUUAGCAACAAUACCAUUAGGUAAAGCGACAGCCUGAAACUUGAGGGCAUGUACUCUCUUAUGGCCGUUAUAUACCACCCGUUGGUUCUUCCCUGGACGACAGAUCUGUCGAACUGUUCCAUCAACAAAACCAAAACAGUUCCUGAGGGGUGCACCUUUUCUAGCAAUUGCUAUUGCAUAACUCUCAAGGCACUCUCUCGAAAGAAAUGGUUGGUUCCAUGAUGUAAGUCGAUAGCCAUGUGUUGUGUAUACCCAGUCGAGGACGGUGUUAGUGAUCAUGCAUAAUUCUGGAACAGGACGACCAAAACUGUGAAUCAUAUCUAAGUAACGGCAAGGGUAAUUUAGUCUUUUCAACAAAAUACACAAGCCUUCCAUUCCACUACAAACAGUUCCUUGAGGACAAACAAAUCUGUCUGGAAUACGAAGCGAUUGCUUUAAAAGAGGCAGGUCAUGUUUUUCAAACCUGAAUUCCGCUUUGCAUUCAUGGGGAUCCAAAUUUUCAAAAUCGAACCCAUCGUAUGUCCAGUAAGGAAAUUCUGGAUUUUGAGGUUUGUACUGUGCAAAUAAAACAACAAAUUCCUCUUCGCUUAUAAUUUCAUCAGCCAGAGCAAUUAUCAAGGCAUCGCACACUUCUUGGAAUGAUGGCAUUUUGUUUAAAAGAUUUUUUUACUUUGUAUACAAGGAGAACAGAACUUAACCGUAGCUGUAUUCGUGUUGUUCUAUCUUAAAGUUCCCGCGCGCGGUAGAUGGUGACAGUACUCGACCCAGUCCAUGCGCCGAUUUUUAACCGUAGUCUGUAGUCCGUAGUCGGUUAUCUUAAAGUCGC